Messenger RNA from Aspergillus glaucus CBS 516.65, 786 nucleotides. RefSeq lists its product as uncharacterized. The record is from RefSeq and is a predicted model, not a curated record. The transcript has a single exon. The coding region runs from base 201 to 563 and encodes 120 amino acids. NCBI's taxonomy places the organism in Eukaryota, Fungi, Ascomycota, Eurotiomycetes, Eurotiales, Aspergillaceae.
CUCAAAAUUUGGAUUUGGAUGCAUGUGCUGCGGCAGAAGAAUGAACUCGGAGAUACCUUGAUUUUGAAACAUACCCUCUAAAUAACAAUGCAUUUCUUCGCAUUAUUUCUACACAUGCUCUCACAAAAUUGCCCACUCUAUUUUCUUUCUCUCAAUCAACUUGCAUCGGCCAGCCCAACUCCCCCAAUUUCCUCGCAAUAAUGUCCUUCCAAUUGCCAUCAGAAAAUGACCCAUUCUACAAACGCUUCUUCAUGACAAACCUGCUCUUCAUUCAGUUCUCCGUUGAGGUUAUGCUCCCCAUUGCAAUUGGUAUCGUUGUCAUCGGAAUGAUUGUGAUGCUGUGCGGUAUAGUGCUGGGAUUGAUCCCGAAUCCUACCAAGAACACCGACGACAACAGCAGCGGCAGCAAAGGUGGCAAUAAGGAGGCCCAGGCCCAUUCCAGCAAUCCUACAAAAACGGUGGAUGAGAAGACGCGCGUCGAGUUUGAGAUGGAAGUGCUCCGGGAGAUGUUACACGCACGACAGGAGAUAUUGGACAAGUUGAACUUGGUCAAGAGUGAUUGAGAUUAGAGGGGAGUAAUUGUGGUGGUUGAUGAGAGAGAGGAAGUCAUUGAAUAUGGUAAUAGAAUGUUUUCACGAAAGUCACUUGUAACUUGUUGGAUGCGAGUUCUCGAGACCCCAUCGACACCAUUCACCAGGCGCUCCCAUUAGCAGUUCGAUCCAAAGAGGAGUCGAUGUAAAUAUCCAACAUCGGGAGAACUAAUAUCAGAAGACCCAAUAUCUUUAU